UGGCCCCUCCCCUCCCCGCCUGCUUGCUUCCGCCUCUUUGGCCAGGCCGCCCUGCGCGGCUGGAGACGGGGCGGGCGCUGGAGCCUGCAUCCCGGAAAGGCUUCCCCCGGCCGCCUCUCGCCCGCCCCUUCCCGCCGCCCUAGGACGCCAACGGGAAGGGGCCCCUUUUUCCUCCGGGAGGGCGCGAAAUGGUCUUCCGGGAAGAGGCCCCCCUUCGAGCGCUAACUUCUGAUGAUUGCUUCAGAGAUGUGAUACAUAGAACAUACAGGCUUCGUGAUCAUCUUUAAGAAGAAGGGGGCAGCCACUUAAAGAAUGAGGAAACUUGAUGAAAAUGCCUGAAGACCAGAACCACUGGGAAGCCUGUUGACUGCUAUUUCCUGAGCGUCUUGAAGACAUAACAUCCAUCAGGCAUGGCGCAGGGCAGCCCGCAGCUUGAUAUGCAAGUACUCCAUGACCUACGGCAACGUUUCCCUGAGAUUCCAGAAGGCGUGGUAUCUCAGUGUAUGCUCCAGAAUAACAACAACCUUGAUGCUUGUUGUCGAGUCCUUGCACAGGAGAGUAACAAAUACCUGUAUAUGGAGUACCACAGCCCAGAUGACACCCGAAUGAACAAGAAUCGCCUUUUGCAUAUUAACCUGGGCAUCCAUCCUCAUGCUAGUUAUCAUGGAGGGGAUGGAGCUCAACUUAAUGGUGGCCGUACAUUGGUACACAGUUCAAGUGAUGGACAUAUUGAUCCACAACGCACAGGAGGUAAACAGCUAAUAUGUUUAGUUCAAGAACCCCAUUCUGCUCCAGCCGUUGUGGCAGCUUCUCCCAACUACAAUCCAUUUUUUAUGAAUGACCAGAAUAGAAAUGCAGCUACACCUCCUCCGCAACCACCUCAGCAACCUUCUUCCAUGCAACCUGGAAUGAGUACAUCUGCUAUGCAAGGCCCUCCUCCUCCUCCUACAUAUAUGCACAUACCUCGGUACAGCACAAAUCCUAUAACUGUUACAGUGUCCCAAAACCUCUCUUCCGGGCAGACUGUACCCAGAGCUUUACAAAUUCUUCCCCCAAUUCCAGGCAAUCCUUAUGCGAAUCCUGGCUCUCUCUACAUAAGACAGACGUCUCAAAGUUCAUCAGGCCGACAGACUCCGACUCAAAGUGCACAGUGGCAUCAUUCAUCGCCACAAGGUCCAGUUCCACAUUACAGUCCGCAUCCACUACCUGUCUACCCACACCAACAGAACUAUCAGCCUUCUCAGUAUUCGCCAAAACAGCCCCAGAUUCCUCAAUCUCCUUUUCGAUCACCACCUACUUCUCAGUGUCCUUCCCCUUUCGGCUCACCUCAGCAUCAAGUUCAGCCGACCCAACUAGGCCAUCAGAGUUCCCAUGUGUUUAUGCCUCCCAGUCCUUCAACUGUUCUACCCCAUCCAUAUCAACAAACACCCCAAACUUAUCAAAAGCCAGGUGGACACUCGGUAUCUUAUCUCCCAUAUGGCGGAUCUAGUUUAUCGAAAGGCUCAAUGAACAAGAUAGAAAUUACGGUUGAGCCACCACAAAGACCUGGGACUGCAAUGAAUAGGAGCCCUUCGCCUAUAGGUAGUCAACCAUCCCAACGGAAUCAGCAUCCACUGUAUGCACCUGGUACGCCACCUUCCAGUUCUCCUUCCAGAAGUAUGUCAAGCCAGCCCAAACCUCCCUAUAGUGUUAAUCCUGUAUAUAUAACAUACACACAGCCAACUGGAUCUGCAGGUGUACUUACACAGUCCCCCCGAGUCAUGGUAUCUCAGCCAAAUCCAGCAGUUUUUAAAAUCACCGUAGGCCGAGCACCAGCUGAGAAUCUUUUAAAUUUAGUGGACCAAGAAGAGCGUUCUGCAGCACCAGAACCUAUUCAGCCCAUUUCGGUUGUACCAGGAUCUGGAGGAGAAAGAGGAAGCCAUAAGUACCAGAGGAGUUCCAGUUCUGGAUCUGAUGACUAUGCUUAUACUCAAGCCUUAUUGUUACAUCAACGUGCGAGAAUGGAGAGGUUAGCAAAAGAACUGAAGUUUGAAAAUGAAGAACUUGAGAAGCUUAAAGGUGAAGUGAAUGGCAUGGAGCAUGAUCUUAUGCAACGGCGUUUGAGAAGAGUGAGUUGCACAACCUCAAUCCCAACACCUGAGGAGAUGACCAGAUUGAGAAGUGUGAACAGACAGCUUCAGAUAAAUGUUGACUGCACUCAGAAGGAAAUUGAUCUCCUUCAGUCUAGAGGGAAGUUUGACCCGAAAGCCAUGAGUAACUUUUACGAUAAUUUAGAGCCUGGUCCUGUUGUGCCACCAAAGCCAUGUAAAAAAGACCACCAGAGCAGUUCCAAGCAAGCUCUGCGAACACAGCCAAGAGAUGAAGACUUUGAAGGAGCUCCAUGGAACUGUGACAGCUGUACGUUUUUGAACCAUCCAGCACUGAAUCGCUGUGAGCAGUGCGAGAUGCCACGGAUUGGUGAGGCUACAGCAAGUCUGAGCUGAAUGACAGGUUAUCUAAACAACCAAGUACAACAACAACAACCACAACAUCACUACAUAAGAAGACCCUUUUUCUUUUUGACUGUGUGCCAGAUCUGCAAGGAAUGCAGCAUUGAACACCGGCCUCCUUCCAAGAAGCCUGUUUAACUGAAUGAAGAAGGAUGGUGAGUAUGAAUGAGUGAAUGUAUGGAUUAUGAGUGAAUUUUAGAGUACACAUAUGUGAUGUUUCUUUUUUGUCUGUGUAACAAAUAUAGCUAUUAUAAAACCCAGUACUGGAGUCUGUGUUUGCUUCUUUCUCUGAAGGUGCCUGAUACUCUAUCUCACUAAAAAUGGAUUAAGAAACAUUUUAAGGUUCAAAAAGUAUUCAUGACACAUGCAUAAAAGUAAAGUAAAAGAACCUGGAGUUGGUCCCAUUUGAUAUCUUUGAACACAAUAAACAAUGUUAUGACAUGAUAAAUGAUUUCAUAUUUUUCUUCCUCUAAUUUUCAAAGUUCUGCAGCACAUAAUUACUACAACUGUUGUAUUGAACAGCAGUCUUCUGCCCAGCAAAUUAAUCAUAUGAAGAAAAAUCCAGUGAGUAAAUUGCAGCAUACCAUUCACUUUAAGGAUAAUUUGAAAAUAACAUUUUCCAGAUUUCACAUUGUACUUAGCAGAAAUGCAAAAGUCUUGAACCUACAGAGAUUGGCUAUUCAAUGCAGCCAUUUAAUCUUUAUUGCAAUGAAAUGCCUUGCUUGUCACAGAUGUUGAUGAGGCCAUCUGGAAGUAGUAGUGACAGGAUAAAUAAGUAAAAUGUAGUUCUGUUUUACUGUUCCCCAAAGAUCCUUAACUAAAAUGUCCAUUUAAUUUAAAAGCAUCUGGAGCUAUUCAUCACAAACAGUUUAACAAUGCUGCCGGCUGUUAUGGGAAAUACAGAAAAGAAAUGACUACAAAUAGUCACUAAGACUACUGCUGGGAAUGCAGACUUUAUAUGGUUCAUAGCUAUUGCUUUUACUUAUCUGAAUAACUAAUGUUAAAUAUCUACAAAAGCUAUUAUAAUCAAGCAUUGCCACUGAUGUACUGGAACAAGCUUGCUGUAUAUGUCGGGACAAAGAAGCAGGAAUGCACGCCUUCAUUUUGUGGAAGGUAAUGUGUAUUAGUGGUUGCAAGCAGUACAUUUAUGACCCCCCACUCUUUCAGUGGUAAAAUUAUAUACAGUGGGAUUUGGUUCCAUGACACCAUCCACCAUGGAUACCAAAAUGUAUGGAUGCUGAAGUCUCAUUAUAUAAAAUAGCAUAGUAAAAUAGUAUCUCUUAGAUAAGACAGCAAACUAAUAGCUUGCCUCCUGGAACCUUUUUGAAAUCAAGCUGUAGAUGGUUAAAUCUGUGAAUGCAGAAUUCAUGGGUACCAAAGGCUAACUAUACAGUCUUCAUGAUAUUUCACAUUCAUGAUCAUCAUGAUCAUGGAAAGGGAAGUUUUAUGAAGAUUGUGGACAUUAAUAUUAAUUCAGAAUUAAACAUUUUGAACAUUUCAACCUUUUCUUUAUCUAUAGAUGAACUAUAGGGUUGGUUUCUUUAUUUAUAGACUAUAGGUAGAAUUUAACUGUCUAACUCUGUAUGCUCUUCUAAAUAUAUAAAGAGAUACUGUUGUCUGAAUAUAGAAUAUAGUAUGACCUUCGUAUUCAUGAGGGAUAUGUUCCAGGACUUUGCUUGGAUACACAAAACUGCAGAUAAUAGUAAACCUUAUUGAAAUGAAUAUUUUCUGGCCCAAGAAUACAAUAGAAUUAUGUUGAAGAACUUAGAAAAUGCCUAAAGAAGGACAGUGGAACCUCUAUUUAAGAGUACCCCAACUUAAGAGCAUUUUGAGUUAAGAACUGUCGUGUAGCCCAAGUUUCACUUUGAUAUAACAGCAGUGUUUUGAGUUAAGAGCUAGCACCAGAAGGAGCACUAGCACAUGGAGGGCUUUAGGGCUUCAAGGGAGUAGCCUCUGUGCCUCAUGCUUUUAUCCCAGAUGUUUGUCCAGAAUUUGAUCAAUUGUUCUCUAUUUGGCACUUCUGUGUUUCCUUCCACCUCUCCACUUACUCUCUGGUAGAGUUGUUUCUAACUGGAGUAGAAGAGUUGAUUCUGUCUGAAUUGCGCAACCCUUGCUUCGAAUCUUGCAAUCUUCUUUGAAACUGCUACUAGCCAUUGUUUAACUACUUUCAGUGCUUCACUGAGUCCCCUCUUGUCCAGGUUGUUUCUCUUAACUAGGUCUGUCUUGAUUUUGUCAUCUUUCAGCUUUUUUUCCUUCAUGCUUUUCAGUUUGCUUGCAUCUGAUCAUAGUUUGCUGAUUUUUCUUUCCAGCCUGAUUUUCCACUUUGCAGCCUUCUUUCUGGAUUGUGAAUCUUCACCUCUAACGCUUUAGUAAUCAGUACCGCAGUGAUGUACAUAAGCUGGUUUGUUUCAUAUAGUGCUAUUGUCUGAAUUCCAGCAAUGGCCUUGUUCGCAUCCUUCAAUGAACUGAGCAGAUCCUUCCUUGGAACAUUCUUCAGUGGUGGCAAUCUUGUAUGUUCAUUUGCAUUGUUCACGUGCUCCAGAAACUUCUGCUUCAGUUCUCCUUGGUUUUUUUUUAGUCCAUUGGGAACUCUAGGUUGGCUCCAUUGAUUCUGUUGCUUUAUCUGUGAUUAUUGUUAUUUCUUCCUUCUCUUCAUCUUCUGUCUCUAGUUCUUGCAAUCCAUGUAUAGUCCUUGUAUUAAUUUGACUAGUUGUUACCAAUUCUGUUGAAUUUCUCUUAGUGUUGCAGGUAUGUUUUUAACACUAUUGGCUUGUGCUUUCCACUUGAUUUCUGCUAGUUCUAGUGCAUUAAAAACUUUGCUUUUAGUAAUAUACCUACUUUGAUCAGCAAGUCUUUGCUGAGUAAUUUCUGUAUUUGGGUGUAUUUCUUUUGAAAUGUGGUGCAUUCAUUUGAGAUAUCCUAUUUCCAAUGGGUUUGAUCUGUAGUAGCAAGCCAUAAUUUCUCUAUUCUGUACACACGUGUAUUUCCAACAUUUAUUCAAUGCUUCCAGUAGACCUGUAGUCUCCAGCCCUGGUUGCUCAGCUGAAGAUCCUGAUUCCUGUAGCCAAUUUUCCACCAAGUGUCCAGGUAUUCCAGCGUCCCUCCCUCUCUCCCUCUCUCCCUCUUUUAAUGUACUGUACUAUAUACCUUUGUGUUCACUGAGGCGAUGAGGCGCAGGCGGUGCCUACUGGUGGACAGGAGGAGGACAGGCCGGGCCAGACCACACGCCUCAGCUUGGGCCUUUUUGUGCCUGUGAGGGAGGGCGGGCCGUAUGAAAAAACCUGCGAAACAGCGAAUCCGCAAUAAGCAAAUCGCAAAGUAGCGAGGGAACACUGUACAUGUGUAAUUGUGCUCUAGAUUGCAGGUCUAGAUCUGCAUAUUCUUGCAGCCUGAAAAGCUUCUAAAUUAAUAUGUAGAAUGCAAUUUUCCUGCUUCUUGGCAAGGGUUGGACUGGAUGGCCCACGAGGUCUCUUCCAACUCUAUGAAUCGAUGAUUCUAACAGCAGUAAUUCCUUACUCUUAAUUUGUGCCUAUCCAAAAUAUACAAAGAAUCAAUGCAGUGAAUUUCUAAAGCUGCGCUGGAAUUCUUCCUUAAACUUCACCACAAAACACAGUCCCAUAAAGAAGACUGUAGAAAAUCCCAUUAACUGUAAUGAGCUUUGGCAUCAACAUCAACACAGAAGGUUUACUGGAAGAGUUCAGUUGGUGCCAAUGGAUUAUUCUUGUGGACUAAUCAGGGCUGAGAAUAGCAGUAAGCCCAUGCAAAUUAUAUCUCCCCAGUAGUUUGUUACAUUGUUUGGUUCUGAAUUGAGUGUAAUCUCUUUCCAUUACUGACCAUCUUGAAUUUUACACUCUGGUCACUGUUUGAUAGAAACAAAAAACUAACUUAAAGCAACUAAGAAAUGUCUAUAAGUUUUUUUGUGUGUCUGUCAGGGGCGACUUGAGAAAUUGCAAGUCACUUAUGGUGUGAGAGAAUUGGCCAUCUGCAAGGACGUUGCCCAGGGGACACCCGGAGGUUUUUGAUGUUUUACCAUCCUUUGGGAGACUUCUCUCAUGUCCCCGCAAGGGGAGCUUCCCGGAUUUGAACUGGCAACCUUCAGGUCAGCAGUCCUGCUGGCACAAGGGUUUAACUCAUUACGCUACUGGGGGCUCCUUCCACCGGUGUAAAUAUGUCACAUAUUAUAUGUAAAUACAACAUUGAAUAUGGCUUGAAAUCCACAAGGUGAUGAUAAAGGAAUCUGGACACAACUUAACAGAAGUUGAUGUUUUGCACUCAGAAUUAAAAUUAGUAGUAAAACAUGAUAACCAAGAAGUAAAAAGUCACCACUUGUUUAUAGAGUUAUCGUAUCCACAAUCCUCUAUAUAUUUUUUCUUGAGAUCUUCUUUGGAAGAUAUGACCAGGAAAAGGUGCAAUGUCUAUCUCAAUCAAAAAUGCUUGGGUUAGCAGUACUCUUCUCAAGCACAUGACAACACAUGGUUAGAAAUUGAGCUAUCAUCCUUGUUAUUGUAGUUUUGCUUUCAAUUUAAUUUUGCUUCUAUUUUCACAAACACCCUGGGAUUUCUCUGCUUCAUUUUGGACAAAAGAAACAUGGCCUAUAUGUAAAAGUUAAAAAGACUCUGAGGGAAACCCAGCAGGCAGCCACAGUGACAUUUUUAACAAGCCAUCUUUUUCCCUUUGAAAAAGGACUUUUAAUGAGGACAGAAAUGUGUCCAGACACGUGGUCAUUAUGUUGACAAGCAGAAUUUAAUGGUGUAGCCAGGGACUGCCUGCCCUUUAAGUUACAGCCCGAUUUUUUGUUAUUGUUCUUAUUGUUGCUUUAAGAGAGACACAAAAUAAAGGAAAAAAGUAACAGGUUUCGACUGGGAUUUCAUCUUAAACAUUGUUACGUGUUUUGUAGUUUAUUUAUGUUAUGUUUUGUUGCGUUUUCCCAUUUUGAUUAUAAGAGUUGGCCUUCAUUAUUCUGUACCUACAGACGUAACCAUUCACAACUUAGAAAUUGUAAAAAAAAAAAAAAAGAUAUCAAAAAAGCCAAACUUUGCUUUUGUCACUUUAUAUAAGGGACAUCAUUGCAUUACGCUAUGGUAUAUAAUGGGACUGGGGCCGCGGCAGGUUUGGUUUCCAACAGACCUCACAACCUCUGAGGAUGCCGGCCAUAAAUGUGAGCAAAAUGACAGGAGAUAAUGCUUCUGGAACAUGGCCAUAAAGCUCAGAAAAAUUACAGCAACCCCAAGAAAACUAUGUAUAUGUAGGAUCGAAAAGGUAUGGGGAUCUCAUGAAAACCUUUAUAUGAACCUAUAUAUGAAAGGUUUUCAUGAGAUCCCUAUAUCUUUUAUUACAAUUUAUGUGUGUGUCUUCCUCGCCUAUGUUUAGAGGAUCAAACAAGUCAUCAUGGGUAGUGGCCUUAAACAAUGAGAUGGCUAAAAUUGGCCUUCCUUUACAAUUUCUGAAUGAUCUAGGACCUAGGGCAAAACAAGUGCUCAUGCAACGCACUCAUGGUAUCUAUGCUCAAUUGGACCUAGCAAGUAUAGGUAGGUCUUUUGCCACAAAGUUUUUAGCCUCCCACAUAAUGAAUAUUCAUUUAGAACACUAUCUGACUAUUCCAGUUCCGUUACCCUUAAGAAGAAUAUAUAUACCAGGGCCAGGUUUGAACAACUCGGUAUUAUGAUGCAAACUGGUCGCUACGGUAACAUCCCAAGAAAUGAGAGAUUUUGUGUCUGGGGAGAACAAAUAGUGGAAGAUAUCGAACAUUUUUUGAUUGACUGCCCAGCAUAUGUUGAACUUCAACACAGAUAUCUUCAUCCAUUACUAUCUAAUUUUAGGUCCCCCAACAGAAAUGAUCUUCUGACAGUCCUCUUGCAAGGACAAGAAAGAUCCACCAUAAUCAGAGUAAGCCUUUUUAUCCUGAAAGCUAUCAAGAAAAGAGCACAUUUCCUGAAAGAAGAAUCAGGAAAAUAAGAUUUUGACGGCAAACAGAAGGUCCUCCCAUCCUUUUUGCCUUGUUUUUAUUUAUGUUGCACUUUGAAAUGGUCAUAUAACUGGUCAAACAAAUAAAUUAUUAUUAUGUGUGUGUCCAUACCUCUUAUAAAGGGGUUGGUUUAAACUCUGGUUUGCUAGUAAAACUGAAUGAUUGUGUUGCAAAAUGAUGCAUGUCUCAAAAGUGUGUCACUAGAGGAUACCAAAGGGAUCACUGUAUAUAUAAAUUAUAUAUACUGUUAGGAAUUGUGGGAGUUGAAGUCCAAAACAUCUGGAGGGCCAAAGUUUGCCAGUGCCUGGAUUAUAAAUCUCUAGACAUAAUAAAAGUGAAAAUGUGUGUGUGUGUGUGUGGUUGGGGUAUCCACUUACACAGACAAGCUCCCAUUUCCACAAAUAGCUAUAGCUCCCACUACUCAGGAGACUCCAAUGGCCCUCCCUCCAAUGAAUGCCAUGAACAUGUCCAAGAGCCCUGCCAAUGUCCUCCACAAACACCAUACUGCCCACCACCCAAGUGAAGGCUUUCAUACAGGGACAAUUUCAUCCUAGAUUUACUGUUUUUCCUCCACCACAGACAUUCCAGUGUUUCUGACUCCCUCCACUGGUGUGGAAUUUGCAUGACCCGUCCACUGCCUCUCCCAUAACCCUUUCCUAUUCUUUUCUAUGGCCUACAGCAAACAAAGGAAUUGAUCAGCAACUGAACAUACUGGAGAGGCUUGGGGAGAAUUCGUCAUGAUUUCUAGGAGUUGUGGGUAUUGGGAUAUAUAUUUCACCUGCAAUUGUGAGCACUCUGAAUUCCAUCAACAAUGGACCUGAAACUAACUUGGCACACAGAACCCCCAUGACCAACAACAAAUACUGGAGGUCUUUGGAGGGAUUUAUAGGAGUUGCAGUUCAUCUACGUCCAGAGUGCACUGUGAACCCAAACAAUGAUGGAUCUGGACCAAACUUGGCAUGCAUACCUCAUACGCCCAAAUUUGAAUACUGGUGGGUUUUGAGGGGAAUUGGUGUGGACAUUUUGGAGUUGUAGGUACUGGGAUUUAUAGUUCACCUGCAAUCAGUCAGCACUCUGAACUCCACCAAAGAUGGAACUGGACCAAACUUGGCACACAGAGCCUCCAUGACCAGCAAAAAAUACUGAAGGUGUUUGGGGAAAAUUCACCUUGACAGCACUGAUGGAUCUGGACCAAACUUGGCACACAUACCCGAUAUGCCGCAAUUUGAUUAUUGGAGGGGUUUGGGAGGAAUUGACCUUCCUUUCUGGGAGUUGUAGUUCACCCACAACCAGGGAAACUGUGACCUCCACGGAUGAGGGGCCUGGACCAAGCCUGGCACACAGAACCCCCAAGACUCACUCAACCUCCUGGAGAGGUCUGAGGGGACGGCUCACCAUAGUGGGAGUGGGAGUUCACCCUACGGCCAGAGAGCACACUGAACCCCACGGAGGAUGCAUCUGGUGCACUGGGGGUGAACCUGGCAUGAUGACAGUUGUAGUCAAUCCAUAACCUUAUGCGUCUUGUACAAUCAAUACACUGACUAUUUCAAAUAACCCAACUGAAGGAGAAGAAAGAACAGAUGGAAGAAGAGGAGGAGGAGGAUAAAGAAGAGGAGCAAAAAGAAGAAGGAAGAGGAGGAAAAGGAGAAGGGGAAGAGGAGGAGGAAGAAAUACAAAACACACGAAGCCCCCUCGUGGCUGCCUUGCUCGUCUGGCCCACGCAGCCUCUAGCUCUGAGCGACACCUGUAUCCUUGGCUGCGUGUGCCCAGGCCUGAGUCCCACGGGCACCACGCCGCGAAUGAGAAGGGUUUGCUGCGGUUCUUCCCCCUCCUUCCCUCCCUCCCUCCCUCCUUCCCUGGCCCAGGGGCUCUUCUAGGGGCGCGCCUGCCUGCUCUCUUCCUGCCUACCUGCUUGGCCCUUUUCUCCGAAGCCAGCGGCUCUUUCUGGGGCCAGGGAAAGGGAGGCCCGGGUGGCUUCCUCUCCCGGGGACGCCCGGCUCAAGCGCCGCCUCGCUGCCCGGGGAAAGGAGGGCCGUGGCGGGCGGCGGGCGCCUUCUCUCCUCCCAGCCAGGCUCGCCCGCUCCUCCUCCUCCUCCUCCUCCUCCUCGCUCAGGAAGGCAGAGGCAGCCGGGCUCUGGAGGGAAAGAGGAGGACAAAGAGGGGCGGCUUUGCCGAAGGACAAAGGCACUCCUGGGGCCCCUUCCCUUCCCUUCCAGGCUGGAAAAACAUCUCGUUCUUCUCCUCGUCAGUGGUUUGGCCUUGAGGUGCUCAGGCAAGACAAGGGUCCCCCUUCCACACUGGCCCUGCAGCCCCAACCUUUGGGCUCCUAUCCCUCACUUGCAUAGAGACAGUGUAGAGUACGGUGUGUUCUCAAAGGAUUUGGAAUAACUGGGUGGCUGUGAGUUUUCUGUACGGCCAUGUUCCAGAAGCAUUCUCUCCUUUUGUAUACAAAACUCCUGUGGGAUCCAGGAGUUGUCUGAUCUUUUCUUUGUAUUGUUCCAUUUCCAUGAUUAGUGUAGCAUUCCCCUUGUCUGCAGAGGGAAAUUGUGAUUUCUGGAUCUGAGUUGAGGACUUUGAUGGCUUGUCUUUCUUUCCUUGUUAUUUUUUCCUUUCUAAGGAUCCUGUUUCCUCUCUUUCCACCUCCUCCAAGGUGAACUCGACCACCUAAACUGGGCUCCACAGGCCAAUGGAUACUCCACCACAGACAUCAGAUGAGCUGCAAGGUCAAGAACAAGCCUUGAGAGUAAAGACAAAGAUCCACCCAGAGGAAAAGUGUUCUUACCAUACAUCAAAGGAACCAUUGACCACAUAGGGAAGCUGAUGAAGAAACACAACCUACACACUAUCUACAGACCCACUAAGAAAAUCCAACAAAUGAUACGUUUAGCAAAUGACAAGAGGGAUCCUCCCACCUCUGCAGGAGUCUACUGUAUACCAUGCAGCUGUGGACAAGUCUACAUAGGAACCACCAAAGGCAGCACUGCCCAAACACGAAUCAAGGAAAAUGAAAGGCACUGCAGAAUAACUCAACCAGAGAAGUCAGCCAUAGCAGAGCUCUUGAUGAACCAACCUGGACACAGCAUAUUGUUGGAGAACACAGAAAUGCUGGAUCACUCUAACAAUCACCACGCCAGACUACACAGAGAAGCCACUGAAAUCCACAAGCAUGUGGACAAUUUCAACAGAAAGAAGAAAACCAUGAAAAUGAACAAAAUCUGGCUACUAGUAUUUAAAAAACUCUGAAAUCAGGACAGUAAAUAAAGAACAACACUAAAAAACAGAGGAAUUCCAGGGCCAGCUAACACCUUCCAACAAAGGAUUCCCCCAGGCAGUAAGCAGCCCAACCUUGAAGCUGAAAGGAUACUCAGUGCUAAUCAAGGUGACCAACUGAAACAUUUACACCUGCCUCAACCAUACAAGAGUUCUUUCUCCCACUCUGAACAUUCCACAGAUAUAUAAACCCCACUUGACUAAUUUUCAACAUACCUCAUUACCUCUGAGGAUGCCUGCCAUAGAUGCAUGGGAAACAUCAGGAAAGAAUGCUUCUGGAACAUGGCCAUACAGCCUGGAAAAUUCACAGAAACCUGAUGAUUCAGGCCAUGAAAGUCUUUGACAACACUUGGCAAACACAUUUAACACAUACAACAUACAACCCACAGUGUCAGGACCCAGGCUGCAGAGCACCAAUAACCAUACGCAGAGGCCAGAAUCUAUCUAAUAUCUUUAUUAAAGAAAUAUUUAAAGUCAAUAAAAACAAGUGUAGAAUAUAGUUCAGAAGUAGACCUUUCAGGGAAGGUCAAAUAUAGUCCAGGAAAACAAUGUCCAAUAUAUGAUAUUAAAGUCCAAAGUUAUAAUCCACUUCACCGUAACACACACUAUUUGGCAAGCAAUAGUGUGGGGAACUGUCCAUAGUCUUUGAGGCUCAAGGUAAAUCCGAAGGAAAGGAAAACAAGGCUGGAAUCCGAGAAGCAGGGUCCGUGGUUUAAAACGCAAGGCAAGGCAAGACUUGAGACUUGGCAAGGUCCAACUUGAAACAAGGCAAUCGUGGAACAAGAACUGAGUCCAUAGAAAUCCGUGGAACAAGGCAGGGCUGGGAACUUGAUUCAGGAGCUGGGAACUGGGGUACGAAGUCUACACACGAUCUCACUCCACGAGCUGACGAAUUGACUCCGCAAGGAUUCCUUUGUGGCCAAACACCUAUAUAGGAUCUUGUUUUCCCGCCAAAGCACAUUUUCUCUGGGGAACAAGAAUCGAAACCUAUACUGUGUCCAGAUGCAGGACUCCUUAAACUUUCCCAAGGGAAACAGACUUAAUCAUCUAAUUGUCUGGCAGCAAUCCUGGCGCUCCGGCGAGUCGCCUCGCGAGCGCCUCUUUGUUGAUUAUAAUAAUCUCGGCGAGAAAAUGGGGGAGAUUUCUUCUCAAGGCUUGUUUGGCUGACUUCUGGAGGGCCACAAGUGAUAGUUUCCAAAUGAGUAUAUCAUAAUGCCACCUGAAUCCUAAAAGCUUUCCACCGACCCAUUUCCAUAUAAGAUGAAACAUAGGCAAAGGAUUCUUAACCUUUAUCUCCCCCUUGGAAAUACACUAGUUCUUCCUCUUAUGAGGAUUAGGGGUUAGGAUCACCACAAAAAAACAGAAAUUUAAAAAGCCACUUUUUAUCUAAGAGACUCUAGGAUUCUCUAGGUCCUCCAGUGCAAAUCUAUAAGACUGAAAACGUGUCUUUGUGAAAAAAAACUAUGGAGAACUUGUGCAAUGGACAUAUAUAGAAUGAUGUGAAAUCACUUUUGGAAUAGCCCGAUUUAUGCUUUUGGAUUACUGGUAUGUGAUUAAUUGUGACUGUAUUGUUUUAAAUGUUUUAAUUGUUUUAAUGUAUUUUACAAUUUUCUUUUAAUGUCUAUUUAAACUGUACACUGUUUUUAAGACAUCAAAUACAGUAGUUGCCUAUGUGUGAAGCUGCCUUGAGUCCCCUUUGGGGUUGAGAAAGGCAGAAUAGAAAUGACAUAAAUAAAUACAUAAAUAUUCAGGCACCAGACAUUGGUCCCAGCAUAUUCUAACAGUAGACUUACAUUUAACCAGAACACAAGCAACCAACAACAAAAACAUCAAAUAAAUAAUACUGUACAUAAAAAAACCCCUGUUUGGUACUGUUCCAUUAUCCUGGUGGAGGCCAAAAGAAGGCACUAGACAGAGAAGGAUGGUCCAUCUUAGAGUGGAAGGGAGUUGAAGGAGGAAAACCAUUUCCUCCUGUUUUCCUGUUCUUCCCUCCACUCAUGUUACCAUCUAGAAAAAAACCCCUUGUUUAUAAAAUGGGAAGGCGGGGAGAGAGAGAGAGAGAGAGAGAGAGUGGGAAUAACCAGCCAAAAUGGGGGAAAUUGUUUUCCUCCUUCAGCUCCCCCCUCCCCAUAAAAUGGACUAGCCUUCUCUGCCUAGCACUCCCUAGUGGCCUCCAUCUGGAUCAUGGAACAGCACCAGCUGUUUUUAAUACAGUAAAACAGUAAAACCAUGUUACAUUAAGUAAACUUUGUUUUUGUUUGCCACAUGGUUUUAGUUACGUACUAUAUUUCGGUCUUAAUGUCAAGUCAAUACAGAGUGUAUGGUGUGUUAUAGAAUGGGAUAUAGUAUUCGGCCUAUUUUUAAUACAGUAGAGUCUCACUUAUCCAAGCUAAACGGGCCGGCAGAAGCUUGGAUAAGCGAAUAUCUUGGAUAACAAGGAAGGAUUAAGGAAAAGUCUAUUAAACAUCAAAUUAGGUUAUGAUUUUACAAAUUAAGCACCAAAACAUCAUGUUUUACAACAAAUUUGACAGAAAAGGCAGUUCAAUACGCAGUAAUGUUAUGUUGUAAUUACUGUAUUUACGAAUUUAGCACCAAAAUAUCACGAUACAUUGAAAACAUUGUCUACAACAAAUGGCUUGGAUAAUCCAGAAACUUGGAUAAGCAAGGCUUGGAUUAGUGAGACUCUAUUGCAGUUCCUCUCAACCAAGCAGAAAUUACAUUUUUCUGCCAUCUACCAACCCCAUGGGUACCGGUUAAUUGAGAGUCUAUUGUAUUCAUCCAUAUCCACUCUAAACCAGCCAGUCUUCUUUGACUCAAUAUUCUGUCUGCCACAGCCCUUGAGAUGGUUCCCUCCCAAAACCAAGCUUCAUCUUGCUACUCACAGAGACAAGUUUCUAGUUUUUUAAAACAUGUUUUCCCUUCAGCCCCUCACUCAUCAGACCCUGAGCUUGGUUGCCUUCAGCCCGACUUGCCCUGCUCCUCUUUCACAGCCCUGCUUUCCUCAGGGAUGGUUUGGGGCCAGCAUCUCCCUCCCUUGACUCUCCAUAAAAAGACUUCUCUGUGGCUGGAAGCCAUGGAUUUGCUUUCCUUCUGCCUAAAAAGACCUCCAAAGUGGUACCACUGUCACCUGGCCAAACUGAGCUAAGACCUGCUUUCUUUGAGCACUCUUUUGAACUGCUGCUGGAUGGUAACAGUCUUCCUUAAAGCUAUGGAGCAAAAAAUAAAAUUACAAUAAAAUUAAAAAAAUAAAAACAUCUCCUAUAUUGUAGUUACAUUUAUCUUUAAACUGAAGUGUCAGUGCAUAGUUGCUAUAUAUGGGGAAAAUAACUUGAUGGGGUAACUUGAUGAGGACUGAGGUUACAGGAGUAUUUGUGAUGCAGCAAAAACACAGUUUAUAACAGACUUUUAAAAUGAGCCUCAUAUCAUAGAUGUCCCUAUUCCCCCUAGACUGUGCACUCCAGUCUCAAAUUUGGCCAUGAGAUAAAAUAUCAUUAACCCCAGAAUAUUCCUCUGUAUGGGGUUUUUUAAACAUAUGUGUUUGUCUCAGAUUUUAUUUCCCUGUGCAUUUGAGCUUCCUGUGUCUACACUGCCAAUUAAGGUGCUGUAGUCACUUCCUUGGCAAAAAUGGUGAUAACUGCCUGUUGGCUGGGCUGUUUAUUUUUGUUUUUAUUUGCUUUAUUUUCAUUCCACCUUUCUCCAGAUAUAGGAAUGCUCAACAGGCCAGGUGGGAGAAUUGCUUCAUUACUUGUCAUCGAGUGUUAUUAUAUCUCAAAGAGAAGUAACAGUGCUUACCUCCUUUAAAGAUUACUAGCUUGGGGACCCGGCGGUGCCCGGGUUAUUAGUAGAGGGCAAUGAGUUGUUUUGAAUAUUAUGAAUGGGCGGAUCUGUGGCCGAUGGGGUUUGCAGUGGGAGGCGAUUUGGAUGAAGGUAGUGCAAAUCCCAUAAUCCUUGGUCCAUCCUCCCCCAAACUGCUGCAGGGUGUAAAGUGUCAUUUGGGAUAUGUGUGCCAAGUUUGGUUCGAUUAUGUCAUUUGGGGCAGGGGCAGUGGUUUCAGUAAGUGAGUGAAGGUACUGUAAAUCCCAUCAUCCAUGGUCCGGUGUCCCUUAAAUCGCAGCAGGAGAUAAAGUGGGUGAUGAGGGAUAUGUGUGCCAAGUUUGGUCUUGAUCAGUCAUUGGAGUGGGUUGCAGUGGUCUGAGGAAGUGUGUGAAGGUACUGUAAAUCCCAUCUUCCCUAGUUCGUUGUUCCCUCACACCGCAGGAGGACAUAAAGUGGGCUAGAUUGUACCUUUGUGUCCAAUUUGGUACAGUUUCAUCAUUCAUGGGCAUCAAAGUGGUCUAUGGGAGGUUAAUUGGAUGAAGGUAUUGCAAAUCCCAUCAUCCUUGGUGCGGUCUUCCGCAAACUGCACCAGGACGUGAAGUGGGUCACAUUGCACCCAUGUUUCAUGUUUGGUACAGUUUCGUCAUUCAUGCGUAUCACAGUGGUUGUGGAAGGUGAAUUGGGUGAAGGUAUUGUAAAUCCCAUCAUCCUUGGUGCGAUCUUCCACAAACUGCACCAGGACGUGAAGUGUGCCACAUUGCACCCAUGUGUCAUGUUUGGUACAGUUUCAUCAUUCAUGCGUAUCACAGUGGUCUGUGGGAGGUGAAUCGGGUAAAGGUACUGCAAAUCCCAUAAUCCUUUGUCCAUCCUCUACCAAAAUGCUGCAGUGGGUAAAGUAUAUUAUUUGGGAUAUGUGUACCAAGUUUGGUUCAGUUCUGUCAUUCGUGGCAGUUGCAGUGGUCUGAAGAAGUGAGUGAAGGGACUGUAAGUCCCAUCAUUCUUGGUCUGUCCUCCCCCAAAGUACCCCAGGACGUAAAGGGGGUCACGAGAGUUCUGCCUACCAAGUUUUGUCCAGUUACAUCACUGGUGGGCAUCGCAGUGGUUUGUGGGAGGUGAAGCAUUAGAAAGUACUGCAAAUCCCAUCAUCCAUGGCCCAUCAUCCCCAAACGGUACCAGGCCAUAGAAUGGGUCAUAGGGGUUAUGUGUGGCAAGUUUGGGCCAGGUCCGUUAUUCCUGGCGGUCACAGUUGUCUGUGAAAGUGGAAGCCAAUCAGAACGCUGCCACAUACUCCUCCGCAUACAAACAUUCACCGCAUACAAACAUUGGGGACCCGGAAUCAUGAGAGGUGUGGUUUGGUGAGGCACCAGCACUAUUUGACUAUUCCCAUAGCACAAAAAUAUGUCUGUUAAAGUGGUCUCAAACAGUUUUAAUUCUACAAUAUAGAUGCACUCAAAGUUCCAGUGUUAUUAUUUCAAGACUUUUUUCACCAGACUUCUUGCUCUUAAAAAAACAAAAACAAAGCAUUUAUAUGUUUGGUACCUCACAGCUGAUACACUGUUGGCUUAAUAUAGAAACGUGGAGGAUUUGUUAAGUUUCAGUUCUCUAAAACAGUUUAAGCACAUUUAUAAUUAAAUGCAGUCAGUGGCAUUACUCUGUUCAAGCUUCUUCUUGUUCUUCUUGUGGUACAGCUGUUGACCACUCCUGAGAACUCAUUACCUCCAUUUCUCUGAAAACUAGGGUAAUAUAUUUUGUUAAUCAGCUGCUCAGUGUGAAGUGAAUGAAAAAUAGCCACUCUUGCAGAAAAACACUUCAGCGGCAUUAUUAUUUUUUUAGGUUCCCAUAUUCAAAUAAUAAGAUGCCAACAAGAUAAGGGGAAAUAAUAUUAUAUAAUUAAUGCAAGUUAAACAUUGGCUUUUUCUAUUACAACUAUCCUGUUGAGAUUUAAUUAUAAGUCCCCACAAAAUCCUUUUUAUUUGUAUCAACAGAAAUGAAUUUUAAUUAAAGUUUGUACAGUAGUUGAACCUGAGCUGCCUUAGCACAAUUACUUAGUGAUUUGAUAAAUAUAUGCAAUUACAGCAUUCUAUUGAUAUUAGGAUUCUUAAAUUGUUUGCAUGCACUUUUGUUAUGAAGUUUUGUUUGAAAUGAUUGCCUACAACAAAAGCCAGUCUGUGGUUAAACACAGCCUAGCAGACAAAAGCCGCCCUGAGUCCCUUCGGGUGAGAAGGGCAGGAUAGAAAUGAUGUAAACAAAAACAAAAAAAAAUAGCAGUAUUUGCUGAGCUGAUAUUAGGUGGAGGCCAAACUCACCAGAUUUCUGAUUCUUUUAUAGGGUGAGCUUCCCAAAACCUUCCCUUAAAGACCUAAUUACUUAAGCACCUGUGUUAUUGAGAAAUUAGGCCCUCAAAUCAUGAAUUAUAUGGAAUUACAUAAAAUAAUAAACUGUGGUUACAAUUGUAGAAUCGUAGAAUCACAGAAUACAGUUGGAAGAUACUACAUGGGCCAUUUAGUCCAACCCCCUGACAUGCAGGAAAAGCACAAUCGAAGUACCCCUAACACAUUGCCAUCCAUGAGACCCAGCAGGCUGUUCCUUUGUCUCACUUCAAUCUUUAUCAUAAAUUCACCUUUGGAAUGCCGGCCAGCUGCACCUAAGAUUUUGUAGAAUUCCUUCACAAUAAACAUGGAGAUUGGGGGAAGCCUCUGAAUGGAGGUACAUCAGAGUGCUUCCCAAGCCCAUUGAUACAUUUCUCAGCUUCAUUGCAGAAUUUCUCCCUAUUAUUCUUAAGAACUCCUGUCCCAUUGAUGAAUUUCCUACUCUCAUUCACGAAUUGUUGGGCUGCAUUGAUAAAAUCAGAGUUAUCUCUGCUUGGGAAUCAGUGCCCAGGCUCCGGGCUGUUUCCCUAUUUACUAGACCAGUGAUUCCCAAAGUGGGCGUUACCGCCCCCUGGUAGGUGCUGCAGCAAUCCAGGGGAGCAGUGAUGGCCACAGGUGCAUUUGGGGGCAAUGAAUAAUUGUAAGGGGGCAGUGAAAGCAUAAAAGAAAGAAGAUUUAGAAAAAUUGAUUUAUGUAUUCCACUCAUAAUGCUUAAUUUUUCUUUGAACAACGUACUGGAUGUUGGCUCGGUCCCACAUAUUCCCUCACUUGCAUUGAGAUAUGUGCAAUCGCACACUGCUACUGUUCACGCGGUGCCACUGAAUUGCUGUUCCAAAACACGUGAGCACUACGAGCAUUGCUGCAGGCAACUGCCACUCAUGGGAUUGGUCGAUCGCAAGGCCAAAGCCUGGAAUGGCAGGGACAGUACUGGCUACUGGCAGUACUACCAGCAGAUUUUGGAGCACACUAUGAAUCAGGAGAUUUCCCAUAAUUAUUAUGGGAAAAUUACGGCGUAAUAUAACUUUAAGUUAGAUCAUUGUGAUAUUGUGACAAGUUAAAGUUAACUAACAAAUAGUGUGACUAUAAUUGGUGAGUAUGUUAUUUAUUUUGUAAUAAUUACAUGCGCUUUACAAUUAAUAAUAUCAUGUUUAUUUAUUUCAUUAGUAUUUAUUUUAGUUUGUUUUUUACAAAAAUAUUUCAAAAAUUACAAAAAAAAAUAAUUAAAAAUACCUCCAUAAAAUUUUUAAUUUUUCUACAGAUAAUAACGGUUCAACCAAAGAAAAAAUGUAGACAAUAUAAUAUCGAAUAUUUGAAAUAUGGCUUUGUUGAGUCGCCUGUAAACAAUACAUUACCAAUGUGGCUGAUUUGCCAGAAAGUUUUAUCAAACGAAGCUAUGAAGCCUUUCAAACUACAAGAACAUUUGACUAAAAUUCAUGGUGAUAAAAAAGAUAGGGAUUUAUCUUAUUUUCGAACACUAAAAGAAAAAAUUAUCAAACGACUGACAAUGGCAACCGCAACCACACAAGAUGGCGAUGGCUUGCUUGCUUCUUACAAGAUUUCGUUAAUGAUUGCCAAAUCGGGAAAACGCCAUACUAUUGGUGAAGAACUAAUUAUAUCGGCGAUAGUGAAGUAAUACGUACUGUGCUACACAAGCCAGCAUCUGAUAUUAUCAAGAAAAUUUCAUUGAGCAAUAAUACAGUGCAAAGAAGAACUGAUGAAAUGGCUCAAGAUGUUGAAGAUUCAUUGUGUGGCUAUUUAAAAACAUCUCAGUUUUCUAUUCAACUUGAUGAGUCAACUUUGUUAGGAAAUGAAGCUUUACUUUUAGCAUUUGUGCGGUUCACAAAGGAAGAACAAAUUCGUCAAGAAUUAAUAUUUGCUAAAUAUUUGCAAACUUUUACUAAAGGAGAAUCAAUAUUUCAUGCAUUGGAUGAGUUUUUUUUUAAAAGAAAAAGAAAUACUUCUGAGUAAUAUCUUAUCAGUAGCCACAGAUGGUGCUCCAGCGAUAGUAGGGUGCUACAGGGGUUUUCUUGCAUAUUUAAAAAAGGAGGUGUUGAAUGCAUUCAUAGUACACUGUAUAUGUACUAGCAACAUCUAGUUGCCAAAAAUUUAAGUGCACACCUACAUAAUUCAUUACUAUAUGAAAUUAAAGCUAUCAACACAAUCAGAAGCAAAUCAUUGAAUGACAGAUUAUUUAAACAGCUUUGUAUUGAAAACGAUGAAGAAUUUAAUCAUUUGCUGCUUUAUACAGAAUUCUGUUGGUUGUGAAAGGGUGCCUGUUUAGAUAGGUUUUAUAAUUUUUUAAACUCAGUUCUUGAAAGGUAAAAAUGCUUUACGAUCCAAUUUAAUUCAAUCCAAAAGUGACACCGCUUACUUGACCAACUUGCUUCAAAAAUUUAAUGAAAGCAAUCUUCAGCUUCAAGGUGAUAAACUGAAUUUAAUAAAAACAAAAUCUUUUAUUUCUGCAUUUGUGACAAAACUUCUUAUGUACAAAUGAAAUUUUGGAAUAGGGGAAUUCAGCCAGUUCCCAAAUUUAUCAGGAGCAGAAAAAAAAAAAAAGAUGAAGACAUACUUUCUUAUUGUGAGCACUUGGAUGCUCUCCAUUCAGAUUUUAAUCAAUGAUUUCAUGAUAUUUUGAAAAUGAACAUACCUGAUUGGAUUUUGAAUCCUUUUUCAAGUGCAAACACGGAAGAAUCGCCACAGUUACAAGAAGAACUGAUGGAAGUAACUGAUGAAUUGAAAUUUAAAUUCAAAAGCAGCUACCAACAAUUCUGUCUGCAAAAGGAGAUCCCUAAGGCUUAUCCAGAAAUAUGGGCUGUAAUUCAAAAGUUCUUAAUUGUAUUUCCUUCAGCAUAUUUAGUGGAACGUGGAUUCAGUUAACCAAAAAAAAAAAAAAGAGAAACCAAUUGCAAAUAGUCAAUCCCGGUUAUUUAAGAUUACUGCUGACGAAAAUAGAGCCAAGGAUUACUAAAUUAGUAGCAGCAUACCAGGUUCAUCCUUCUCAUUAAGAUGAUUUUGAAUGUUUUAAUUUUUUUAUAUUACCUUUCUAUUCUGAGUUCAAAAAAUAGUUUCAUAAUUUCAAAUUUUAAUGUUUCUAAUUUACACCUUUAUUUACUAUAUUUUACAAAAAAGGUAGAAACAUUAACACAUAUAUCUGUUUAAUUGCUAUUAAUUUUUUUUUAAAAAAAUUAAUUUUCACGGGGUGCUGAGUAAUAUUUUUUCUGGAAAGGGGGCGGUAGACCAAAAAAGUUUGGUAACCACUGGACUAGACUAUUACUCCUGUUUAUUGUGUACCCAGCACCCAUCUAUUGAUUUUACCCGGGCUGCAUCAAUAAGUUAACCCUACACUGUUUUACAUAUUGAUACACCACAUUCCUUUUCUAUCGUACUCCUCUUUGGGUACGACCAAUAAAAGGACUGACACUUCAAAUCAACAAAUAACAGUUUAUUUGAUUUCCCGCCACCACCAGGAGCCAAUCAUGGGAGUGCUCCAUGGAGUCCUCAGCCAACAAGAGUACAGAUUCAACCAAUCAGACUGGCGCGGGCUUUCUGAACAGCUGUCAAAAUGAAAAAAAAAUGCUCUGUAUGUUACAUUGCAUUAUUUUAGUACUUUUGAGUACUUACUCUACUGCCAUCCACUUUGCAUAUUGGGAAAAAAGACAUGUUUUUGCCUUCAAAUCCCUGUUUUAAUCUGGACUUCAAUUAGUGAAGUGUGCCAGGCUUAUAAACCCGCAAUUUAGCAGAGCUGAAAUCACAUAAUACCUGGCUCAAAAUCUCCCCUUUAAUUCAGUUGAUGUAGCAUGGAGUUCACUCAUGUUUGCACUACUUCGACUUUUUGUAAUCAUGGUUUGCCUAAUGUAGACAUUUAUUUAUUUUUAGGGCAUUGAAUUGAGUUGUGUACCUCCUAUUGGAUAAUGUGUUGUUGAAGGCUUUCAUGGCUGGGAUCACAGGGUUGUUGUAUGUUUUCCGGGCUGUAUGGCCAUGUUCCAGAAGUUACUUCUGGAACAUGGCCAUACAACCCGGAAAACAUACAACAAUCCUAUUGGGCAGUUAAAAAAGAACUGGUUUUGAUUCAUGAUCGCUAUCAUGCCUCAACUUCAUUAUUGUUAGGGUUACAAGCCUGCCUAUUCAGCCCGCCCUCCCCAAGAAUCUUCUUACAGGCAAACCCGAGUUAAUCAAGUUUCUGACAAGGAAGCUCUUCACAUUCUUGUUACAACUACUAAAUCUUUUCCUCCUCAUCUUCCAUCUCUCUCUCUCUGUGUUAGAACUGGGAAGAUGAUGGAGGAUGAUGAAAUGCACACUUUAGGUACUUGGUUGCUGCAGCAUAUUGGUAGUAAACAAUGUAAUGAAAGCUUGAGCUGGGAAACAAUAAGAUCUUAUUCUAUUAUAUGCCUGACUACAACAGGCAAGAUAAACAGCAGCCACCUCCAGAAUCACUUGUUGAGCAUGGCUGAACAGAAAAAUAGAAAAGAUAGUGUCCCAAAGAAAUGUGUUAGCAUGUAUGUUGUCUCCCAGUGCUUCAAGUUGAGGAGACUUCAACUUCCAGACAACUUCCUCUAUUUUAGAAAAGGAGAUUAUUAUACCCAAAGAAUCCCUAAACCAUCCUGGCCACCUAGCUUCAGAAUGUACACAGAGACCCAGAAAUAGGCUGGUUACUACUGUGGCUUGUAGAUCACUGCAACUCCACACACAUAUACAUACACUGGUUUCACUCGGAGCUGCUCACUGAACCUAGUAGAACCUUAGUAGACAAAAUUGACAGAGAUUAACCCCCCUCCUUACCUCAUCCAGAAGGGUCUUUGUGAUAUAUAUCAGGUCAGUUCAUGCCUGCAAGAUCAAGUGCCAAAAUGGCAGCUGUUUUCCAUUGAUUGACCUGACAUUUAGAAGCAGCAUUUUCAAUUCUGGAGGCUGUUGUGAAAGCUAUCCAGGUUGAAUUGGAAGACAGUUCUGGAGCAAGAAGCAACUUAACUUGCAAUUUUAUUAAGCUAUUUUCAGUACAGACUAAAUAGGAAGAACAAUACCAUCACCUCAAUACCAAAAUCAUACUAUAUAUAAAAACAAAGAUAAGAAUCCCAUUGAAUCAUAAUCCUAAAACCAUUCACUACAAAUUUAUGAAAAUAUUUAUAUCCUACUAUAUAUGAUAGUUUUUGGGUAGUAUAUAAAUAAAAUAAUUGAAGCAAUUUAAAACAAUUUAAACUAAAAUAUAAUAUCAGUUGAACAGAUGGAAAGUAUACCAAACAAUUUAAAGACAAAAAAGUUUAAAAUAAUGUAAAGCACAAUUUAAAGCCACGCACAUGUCUAUAUCGGAAUAAACCAAUCUCCAAAUCUUUCAUAACCAUGAUCUUCUUACAUGGUAUUAGAACAAAGACAGUGUCAGUACUAAAUGGGUCUCUGAUGUACAGUAUGUGUGUCAUAGCUGAGGUCUCAAUGGUGUACAAAGGAGAAAAUACCAGUAAACCUAUGGUCUCGGGCAGGUGCACAAAGGGAGAAAUGCUUCAAGCACUGAAGUUCCAGGCCAUGUUUUGAAUAUCAUAAUGAGCAUCCUGAAUUCAGAAAUGAAUUGUACCGAUAGUUAGUGAAAUUCCUUCAAGACCACCAUUGCGUGUCCUUAUAGAGUUGUCCAGUCAGCAACCUAGCUUUUCAAUUUUGAAGUAUCAGAAGCUUCUGUUUCACCUUCAAGGGCAUCCCAAUAUACAGUACAUUACAGUAGCCGAAUUCAGAGGUUACUCUCAGACUGGCUGGAAUAUACAAGACAAAGAAAGGCUAUAGCUGGUAGACUAGUAAAAGUUAAUCCCAAUCUAAGAUAUGUGCACCACCUGGACAGAAGAGGAUAUAACACCCUCAAGUUGUGUAGGUGCUCCAUCAUGGGAAAUAUAACUCCAUCAAAGACAGAAAUCUCUACUGCAUCCAAUAGGAAUCACUUCAUGUAGCUCAAUGCUGUUAUGCAUGUAUUUAAAGUUUGCAGUACUAUGUUAGUUUUGUGAACUCUUUUAGAUGAUUAUUCAGAGUGUCCAGUAUAAUUCGAAGCCCCGGUGGCAAAGUGUGUUAAAGCACUGAGCUGCUGAACUUGCAGACCGAAAGGUCCCAGGUUCAAACCCCGGGAGCGGAAUGAGCACCCGCUGUUAGCUCCAACUCCUGCCAACCUAGCAGUUUGAAAACAUGCCAAUGUGAGUAGAUCAAUAGGUACCGUUCUGGCAGGAAGGUAACGGUGCUCCAUGCAGUCAUGUCGGCCACAUAACCUUGGAAGUGUCUACGGACAACGCCGGCUCUUCGGCUUAGAAAUGGAGAUGAGCACCAACCCCCAGAGUCAGACAUGACUGGACUUAACGUCAGGAGAAACCUUUACCUUUUUUACCAGUAUAAUUCAUACUGCACAAAGCUAUUUAUUGUCACUUUUCAACAUCAACCUAGCAGUUUGAAUAAUGACUAUGGGAAAACCAAGCAAUAUGGACACCAUGACUCGGCAUUUUGUAUGUUUUUAAUCUGUUUUAUCACAUUUAUAUGUUUUAACUGUUUCAUAAUUAAAUAUGCUGUGUUUAUUGUUGUGUGUAUGAUGCAGCAUCAAAUUUUUGCUGUAGUUUGUAAGCUGCUCUGAGUUCCUUUAGGAGUGAGAAGGAGGAGGUAUAAAUAUAGUAAAUAAAAUAAAUAAGCUAGAUAUGCGCAACAUACAAUAUGUACCGCAAACAUACCAAGAAUAUAAGGAGGAUAGGAGUAGAGUAUGGUUGAGAAGGAUCUAAUUAAUUUUGAGAUUUUAAUUUUGCAUUAAUUUCAAGCAUGAAAAAAAGUAUCCUAAUACCAGAUUACCAGAAUUUUAUUUAUUUACAUCAGACUGUGGAUUUAUAAAGCACUUUCACAAACAGAGCAGGCUUCAUUAUUUCAUUCAUAGCUUCCAUUGCAAACAUAAUUAAAAAAACAAGGUCUAACACAUUUUAAAUCACAUUUAUUCCUAGUAGUGCAACCCCAAACAGUAUUGUUGGUUUGUACCUUCACUUAGUCCACUUAAGAAUGUUAAAUUUGCGGGUGGGGAAUUACACAUCUUCACAAAAAGUUAACAUGGUUUCCACUACUGAUUCUGUUAUGUAGAAAAACUGGAAUUAAUUACAAUUUUAUAAAAUUGGAACUGUAGCUAUAAUCUUAUAAAAAUAAUGUGAUAUCCUAUAUAUUCCCAGAAACUGUUAUUGAAACUGCCCAUCCCAGAAUUCCUUACAACACAGUAGCAAACACAUGUGAAGACAGCUCACAAACAAGUGGUUUAUAAGUUAAUUUUAGAUUUGUUUUUUAGCAUUUGUCUGGGGAAAGAAGAAAUUAUUUGGCACCACCUCCAUUUCCAAGACCCACAGUACAGUGUACUCCCAGUCCAAAUGCU
Messenger RNA from Anolis carolinensis (green anole), 25272 nucleotides. It is a transcript of the gene tab3, whose product is annotated as TGF-beta activated kinase 1 (MAP3K7) binding protein 3. Gene Ontology annotation, cellular component: extracellular exosome. Gene Ontology annotation, biological process: positive regulation of canonical NF-kappaB signal transduction. Gene Ontology annotation, molecular function: ubiquitin binding. The record is from RefSeq and is a predicted model, not a curated record. The transcript is spliced from 9 exons. The coding region runs from base 411 to 2483 and encodes 690 amino acids. NCBI's taxonomy places the organism in Eukaryota, Metazoa, Chordata, Lepidosauria, Squamata, Anolidae.